CGCGGGCAGAGCGAGGCGUCCUCUCUCGGGGAUGAAAGGGUAAAGUCAGGGACAAAAUGGAGGAACUGAAGCUGGCGGCUAACCGCAUUCUCUUGCUUCUGUGUGAGUUGCCUAAGCCUGCAAACUAUGUGCUGUCUUGUGAGAAUAAGGAAGAACGGAAAGUCCCCAACCCUUAUCCUGUUAGGACAUACCAAGGUCUCACUGCCACCCCCCCCCCCCCCCCCCCGCUUGCUUAAGCUGAUAAGAAGAAACUGCCCUUGCUACCCCCAUGCCAGACCCUUACCCAGUAACCAUAGUAACCAUUAACAUAUCCAAUAGAACUUUAACACGACUAGAUAUGCUAAUGCUGUGGUUUUGAGCUUUAAGUAUCCAGUAAAGCGGAUAUUCGGGCCGCUCUCUCUUUCUGCACCUCACUAGAAGGUGCUACUGAAACGGCCCAUUUCCAAAUGAAAUAAACUUCCUCUUGCCUUUGCAGCGAUUGGAGUGGAGUCUGUUUCUGGGGUUCGGUUUGUGGGACGCCCGCUUGAGACCCCAGACCCACUCUCCAUCUCCCAAUCGGAGGUAAGUUUUGCUUUCUGUGAUUUUGUAGAUUUCUGUUUAUUGUUUGGGCGCCAAAGGAGUAAGGAGCCAGGAGUAGGAAGGCUCAGCCCUCGGGGACGCUCCAGCGGUGAAGUGGGAAGAAGGGAAGGACUUUGUCUCCCUCCUUCCCCGGGAAAGGCUGAUCAGGCAGCCGACCCCAUCUGAAGUUUUGGUUUCAGUUUUAUCUCGUUUUGUUGUUGCGCGCAGUCUUUGUGUGUCUUGUGAUUGUCUUUUGUGUCACAAUUUACCUGCCUUUUAUCCUCAGUAUGGGACAGGGACUAACCACACCUCUGAGCCUCACAUUAGAUCACUGGAAGGAGGUCCGAGAGCGGGCCCAGAACUUGUCUGUGGAGGUGCGGAAGAAAAAUUGGACAGUCUUCUGCACCUCCGACUGGCCAGCCUUCAAUGUCGGGUGGCCAUGGGAUGGAACUUUUGACUCUUCUGUUAUCUUGCAGGUGAAGAGCCAGGUCUGCAAAGAAGGAAAAGAGGGGCACCCGGACCAGGUGCCCUAUAUCUUCGUGUGGGAGGACCUGGCGCAGAACCCCCCAAAAUGGGUGAAACCUUUCCUUUUCACUGGCAGAAUUCGGACGGAGUCGAGUCCCAAACCCGCCCAGCCUUCGUCCUCAACACCCCUGUUGCCGACGCCGGCGGACCAGGAGAAACCUCCCUUAGCCAGCCCCACCUCGAAUCUUUACCCCUUGGAGGAGUUAGAUUCUUCUAAACCUAAGAAAACCCCUGUCCUUUUGGGUGGACAGGAGGGUCUUUUGCUUUUUGACACCCCACCGCCUUACGCACCCCUCCCGAGAGAACCCCCGGCACCUUCCCCGGAUUCCACGCAGAGAGAGAGAGAGGAGGAUCCCCCGGACCCGCAGGCCUUGACAGGACUAAUCGAAUCUAUUCUUUUAACCCACCAACCGACUUGGGAGGACUGCCAGCAGCUCCUGCAGGCUCUCCUGACCACGGAGGAGAGACAGCGAGUUCUCAUGGAGGCUCGGAAAAAUGUUCCGGGGGACAACGGUCAACCCACCCAACUGCCAAAUGAGAUUGACGCAGCAUUCCCGUUGACCAGACCAGAUUGGGAUUUCAGCACGGCAGCCGGUAGGGAACGACUUCGUCUCUAUCGCCAGAUUCUUCUGACAGGUCUCAGAGGGGCAGGGAGACGCCCCACCAAUUUGGCUAAGGUACGUGCCAUAACCCAAGGUAAUGAAGAAACCCCGGCAGGGUUUCUGGAGAGGUUAAUGGAGGGAUACCGGAUGUACACCCCGUUUGACCCCCAGGCCCCUGACCGACAAUCGGAUGUAAUAAUGUCUUUCAUCGGCCAAUCGGCCCCAGACAUCCGAACGCGGCUGCAAAGGCUGGAGGGCCUACAGGGCUAUACAUUACAGGACCUCCUAAAAGAAGCAGAGAGGAUUUUUAAUAAGAGAGAAACUAAGGAGGAAAAAGAGGAAAGAAUGCGUAAGGAACAGGAUCAGAGAGAUAAAGAGAAAAAUGAGGAAUUAGCUAAAAUCUUGGUCACCGCAGUGAGCAAAUCAAACAGACAAGACAGGUCAGGUUAUGGUAGAGGUCAGACAGGGAAAUACCCGGGAGACAAUAAUAGACCGCGGAUAGGACGAGACCAGUGUGUGUACUGCAAGGAGAAAGGACACUGGGCCAGGGACUGUCCAAACAAAAAUAUUGGCCCCCUUAGCUCAAAAACCUCAUUUGUCCAGGGAGCGACCGGAGGAAAGAUGUACCGAUGGACCACAGAACGCCAGGUAGACUUGGCCACCGGCCGGGUCACCCACUCGUUUCUCCUAGUACCAGACUGUCCAUACCCCUUACUAGGGAGAGACCUGCUAUCCAAAGUGGGAGCCCAGAUCCACUUCCAGAAGGAGGGGGCCUCAGUAGCAGACCCUAGGGGACGUCUUCUACAAGUAUUGACUCUUCAAUUGGAAGAUGAACAUCGUCUAUACGAUAAGAAGGAAAUAGAGGCCCCGCUAGCCCCUGAGUGGAUAGAGAAAUUUCCGGGUUCCUGGGCAGAGACUGGAGGAAUAGGAUUGGCAGUUCAGCAGCCACCCAUAAUGGUAAAUGUAAAGUCCACGGCUGAACCCAUAUCUGUACAGCAGUACCCUAUGACCAAGGAAGCAAAGGAUGGGAUUCGGCCCCACAUUAAGAGACUGUUGGACUUGGGGAUAUUAAAGCCUUGCCAAUCCCCCUGGAACACACCCCUACUGCCGGUAUGGAAACCAGGCACCAAUGACUUCCGACCCGUGCAGGACUUACGCGAGGUGAAUCGUCGGGUUGAAGACAUUCACCCGACAGUGCCAAACCCGUACAACUUGCUAAGUACCUUGCCCCCGUCGCGCACUUGGUAUACGGUGUUAGAUUUGAAAGAUGCUUUCUUUUGUCUGAGGUUGAGCCCCCAGAGCCAACCCUUGUUUGCCUUCGAGUGGAAGGACCCGGAGACUGGAUUUUCAGGGCAAUUGACUUGGACAAGACUUCCUCAAGGAUUUAAGAAUUCGCCCACACUAUUUGAUGAGGCCUUACAUCACGACUUGGCCAGUUUCAGGGUGAGUAACCCUCAAUGGACUCUCUUGCAGUACGUGGAUGACUUACUGCUGGCAGCAGAAACCGAAGCAGACUGUAAACGAGGUACGGAAUCCCUGCUCCAGAGGCUAGGUGAGCUGGGAUAUCGCGCCUCUGCUAAAAAGGCCCAACUAUGUGCCCAACAGGUAGUCUACCUGGGCUAUAAGUUGGAAGGGGGCAGAAGGUGGCUAACGGAGGGGCGUAAGCAGGCAGUGGCUCUUAUACCCCCACCUAAAAACCCACGCCAGUUGAGGGAGUUCUUGGGGAGUGCCGGUUUCUGUCGCCUAUGGAUUCCGGGGUUCGCGGAGAUUGCGGCCUCCCUAUAUCCCCUCACGAGAACCAACUCCCCGUACGUGUGGGGAGAGGAACAACAGCUAGCCUUUGAUAAAUUAAAAAAGGCCCUGCUGGAAGCCCCCGCGCUAAGCCUACCUGACCCCAACAAGCCGUUUACCCUCUACAUAGACGAAAAAGGGGGAAUUGCAAAGGGAGUUCUGACUCAAAAACUGGGGCCCUGGAAAAGGCCGGUGGCCUAUUUUUCAAAGAAACUGGACAGUGUUGCUUCUGGAUGGCCACCAUGCCUGCGCAUGAUAGCGGCGGUGGCUACCGCGGUGAAAGACUCCGACAAACUGACUAUGGGACAGCCGCUGACCAUAGUGACGUCUCAUGCCAUCGAGACGAUCAUACGCCAGCCGCCCGAUCGAUGGUUGUCAAAUGCCAGAAUCACUCACUACCAGGCGAUGUUGCUCAACCCCGAGCGCAUCCGGUUUGGAACGACGGCCUCCCUCAACCCUGCCACUCUGCUGCCGGAACCAGGAAACCAGACGCAGGUCAGCCACAACUGCCAGCAGGUGUUGGCCGAAGUCCAUGGGACCCGCGAGGACUUAACAGACCAGCCCCUGCCAGACGCGGAACACACUUGGUAUACGGACGGCAGUAGCUUCCUCCAUCAAGGUGAGAGGAGGGCGGGGGCGGCGGUGGUCGACGGGAAGGCCGUUGUCUGGGCCUCUGCCUUGCCACCAGGCACUUCAGCACAGAAAGCUGAGUUGGUCGCGCUAACUCAGGCCCUAAGACAGGCAAAAGGGAAGAGGGUGAACAUUUAUACGGACAGUCGGUACGCCUUUGCCACGGCACAUGUGCAUGGUGAAAUAUAUAAAAGAAGGGGACUGUUGACUUCCGGAGGCAGAGAAAUCAAAAAUAAACAGGAGAUCCUAGACCUCCUACAGGCCCUCUUCCUGCCAAAGAAGGUGAGCAUCAUGCAUUGCCCAGGUCACCAGAGAGGAGAGGACCCGGUGGCACAGGGUAACCGGAUGGCGGACGAGGUGGCCAGGACUAGCGCCCUGGGUAGCAGCGUGUUGACUAUCGACACUCAGGAUUCCCCCAGCCAGGGACAGGAAUGGACUUAUACAGAACAGGAUGUGGCAGCCAUACAAAAGCUAGGGGGAACAUAUGAUGAGGCCACUAAAAAUUGGAAAAUACAGGACAAGAUUGUGUUGCCCAGAAAAGAAACUAGGAGACUAGUGCAAGACCUACACAGAUGGACACACUUAGGGUAUAAGAAACUAAAAGCCUUGCUGGACAGGGAGGAGACUUCUCAUUUUUUAUUGGAACUGGAUACAGCGGUAAAACAAACCGUAGAGGCCUGCAUCCCAUGCGCCAAGGUGAAUCCCAGAUGUUCUAAAAUACCUGAAGGAGUACGGAUACGGGGAGAUAGGCCUGGAGUCAAUUGGGAGGUAGAUUUCACCGAGGUCCGCCCAAGCAAAUAUGGAAUGAAGUACCUUCUAGUGUUCGUAGACACCUUUUCCGGUUGGCCUGAAGCAUUCCCAGUGAAGAAGGAGACGGCACAAGUCGUGGUUAAGAAACUAUUAGAAGAAAUCUUCCCACGGUUCGGCCUACCUAAGGUAUUGGGGUCGGACAACGGGCCCGCCUUCGUCUCCCGGGUAAGUCAGCUGGUGGCCAAGGUGCUGGGGAUUGAUUGGAAAUUGCAUUGUGCAUAUAGACCCCAGAGUUCAGGCCAGGUAAAACGUAUGAACAGGACAAUUAAAGAGACCUUGACUAAAUUAAUAAUGGAGACUGGCACUAGAGACUGGGUCGCAUUGCUGCCGAUGGCUUUGUUUAGGGCCCGUAACACACCUUCUGUAUAUGGACUAACACCCUAUGAAAUAUUGUAUGGAGGCCCCCCACCCGCGGUGGAUCUGUUAGGACCCAGUGUUGACUCUUUUGCAACAUCCCCUGCCCUGCAGACCCGCUUCCGUGCCUUGCAGCUAAUUCACGAGCACGUAGGGAAGCAGCUGGCUGCCGCAUAUCAGUCCAAGUGUCCGGUGCUUCCGCACUCGUUCCAGAUCGGGGACGCCGUCUACGUCCGCAGGCACCAGACCAGGACUCUUGAGCCGCGCUGGAAAGGACCUUAUAUGGUACUGCUGACCACACCAACGGCGGUAAAGGUGGACGGCAUCGCCGCCUGGAUCCACGUGUCACACGUCAAGAAGGCAGUAGCUGAGCGGAAUCAAGAGACCGACACUCCUACCAGCGAGCCAGCGCCGGAAUGGAAGUUACAACGCACUCAAAACCCCCUCAAGAUAACACUCUUAAAAUCUGCUUAACCCUGCUGUGUACAACCCUAAUACCUUGUAGUUUGGCCCAUAACCCCCCACACGCCCCAGACUUUAACGUGGCAGGUAAUAUCAGCCACCGGGGACGAGGUAUGGAAUAUAAGCACCACUGCCCCGCUGGGCUCCUGGUGGCCUUCCCUACGCCCUGAUGUGUGCCAGCUGGCUGCUGGGUUAGAUACCUGGGAUUUGCCUGACCUAGACUCCCCGAGUAGGGUUCCCUUAGGAAAUACUCCACCGAACGGAGAACAGGCCCGCUACGGGUGUGCAGACAGACGAAGACGGUGUCUUCUUCGUCAGGAAGAAUUUUAUGUAUGUUCCAGACAUGGUCGUAGCCGGGCCCAGACCAGACGGAAAGUCCCCAACCCUUAUCCUGUUAGGACAUACCAAGGUCUCACUGCCACCCCCCCCUGCUUGCUUAAGCUGAUAAGAAGAAACUGCCCUUGCUACCCCCAUCCCAAACCCUUACCCAGUAACCAUAGUAACCUUUAACAUAUCCAAUAGAACUUUAACACGUCUAAAUAUGCUAAUGCUGUGGUUUUGAGCUUUAAGUAUCCAGUAAAGCGGAAUGGAUGUUCGGGCCGCUCUCUCUUUCUGCACCUCACUAGAGGGUGCUACUGAAACGGCCCAUUUGCAAAUGAAAUAAACUUCCUCUUGCCUUUGCA
Lepus europaeus (European hare) is the source of this 6415-nucleotide messenger RNA. RefSeq lists its product as uncharacterized. Lineage: Eukaryota; Metazoa; Chordata; Mammalia; Lagomorpha; Leporidae. The transcript has 2 exons. Gene Ontology annotation, molecular function: RNA-DNA hybrid ribonuclease activity; nucleic acid binding; zinc ion binding. Gene Ontology annotation, biological process: proteolysis; virion assembly; DNA integration. Bases 846 to 5744 code for a protein of 1632 amino acids. The record is from RefSeq and is a predicted model, not a curated record.